ACGCAGUGACUCGAAAUCAAUACACCUUUCUUGGGCUCGCGGUGGACAACAGGAUUCUUCGGCUCCAUUCUUCAAUCCAUUGUGCUGUUUCACGGGGAUUCUUGGGGUUCUUGGGGAUUGCCGAGUGUUGACAGCUGUCUGCAAGGGAGGAAAGGAUUUCCGAUUGUUUCGGGGGAUUUUCGUUGUUUAUUUAGGGAUUUGGCGGCUCGCGGGAGACGGAGAGCUGUAGGGAUUCUUUGGGGUUCUUGGGGAUUGUGGAGAAUUGACAGCUGUCUGUGCAAGGGAGGAAAGGGUUUCCGAUUGUUUCAGGGGUUUUCGUUGUUUAUUUCGGGAUUUGGCGGCUCGCGGGAGGCGGAGAGCUGUAGGUGUCCGUGCACAUUCAACCAACCCCAGACCCUUUGUUCAGAUGUCCAGAAAUUUUUUUGACAUCACCGGCAUGGCGUCGAGCUCCGUCAGUCAAGAGGACUUUGACAAUGAUUUUGAGUUCACAACGAGAAGGUCCAGGAUCAGGACAGCGAGGACGAGGGUGGGACCCCAGAGGGCUGGAGACAUCACCACCAUAAAUUUUCAAAAGAAUCCAGCGGAUACUGAUGAUCCUCCCAUCUGCGAGUCGAGCUCCAACAAUGUGCUACCUCUAGAGCAUGAUAAUCAACAGAAUAAACCAAUAAUGAGGAAACCCGAGAAAAGAGUCACUGGUCGGCCCACACACAUUAACAAGGGAAAACAGCAGAGGGACCGCCGGAAACUCAGAGAGAAACGACGCAGCACUGGAGUCGUGCACCUUCCAUCGACCGAGAGUACAGGAGGUAGUACUGGUGAAGAUGAGGAGGAACUCGGUGGAUGCCUCGAAACAAAGCACAAUACCCACCAUAAUGAGUUUCUAGACCAUGAACUCAUGGAAGAGAGAAAUGCCAAGGUUUACACACAGAGGAGGAAUAAAAGUCAUUCAGAUUUGGAAGCUGACGACGAGGAGUUCGACUCCUUGAACCAAUCAGACAGUAUCAAUCAGUCGGAUGGUGCUCACCCAACGCAAUUGGACACAGCAACAAGGCCACGUGUGCCAACACCAACUGGAGACAACACUCAAGAGUUAUUCGAACGAGCUCAGGAGGAAAAUCGAAGGCUCCUGGCCCUCCUGGAGGACCAGGACCACAAGAUAAUGGCCCUGGAGGCCCAAAUCCUCCAGCAGCAACGAGAGAUGGCAAUUGAGCGCGAAAGGUUACGCGAAGAGAACGCUGCCCUCAUCAGGGCUAUGGCAGCACUCGCAAGUAAUUAAUCAUCCAACAAUUCCCCACAAUUUUUCUUCGAAAACCUAAUUAACAUCCACGAAAUAAAUUCAAAUUGCUUAUCGAUGUUUGAGGGUGAGAUCUUGGGUAAUUGCAGAGUUUAAUUCUUCGUCAGAUUUAUUUUUUUAUCUAAAUAACAUAGGAUUAAUUGAAAUUUGUGUUUCUUGGUUGAAUUAUGCGAAUUCGUUUGCAUAAAAUUAGAAAUAUUCGGGACAUUUACGUUUGCGACGAUGAAUUAUCAUAUUCGAGACUGAUUUGUGCAGAAAUUUACCAUUUUUCGCUCCAAUUUAAUCGAGAAAGCAUUCAGAUGACUCAAUUCAGAGAGAGAAAGUGUGAUACUUUGGACCUAAUUCUCGAGUAAUAGAUGUUGGAAAUUAUUCUGAUGUAAAUACAUUGUGAAUCUAGUGGAGGCAUUUGUUAUAGGAUUGAUUCAGACUUGUAAAUUUGGGUGUAAAGGUUAUUACGUUUUCAAUUGCAAAAUUCGUGAUUAAUUAUGCAGAACAAUUAUCUAGAUAAAGAAGAGAGAGAUGAAGUAAUGUGCACAAUCAAUUGUUACGUUUCGAUUAAUCAAUAAUAAAAAUUCCCAUCAGAAAUGUAAAAAAAAACACAAGUAUUCACAAGC
This is a messenger RNA of Diachasma alloeum, 1908 nucleotides long. RefSeq names its product PRKC apoptosis WT1 regulator protein. Bases 407 to 1276 code for a protein of 289 amino acids. The record is from RefSeq and is a predicted model, not a curated record. NCBI's taxonomy places the organism in Eukaryota, Metazoa, Arthropoda, Insecta, Hymenoptera, Braconidae. The transcript is spliced from 10 exons. Gene Ontology annotation, biological process: apoptotic process; positive regulation of apoptotic process. Gene Ontology annotation, cellular component: cytoplasm.